This is a messenger RNA of Callorhinchus milii (elephant shark), 2416 nucleotides long. RefSeq names its product extracellular leucine-rich repeat and fibronectin type III domain containing 2a (gene elfn2a). Gene Ontology annotation, cellular component: plasma membrane. NCBI's taxonomy places the organism in Eukaryota, Metazoa, Chordata, Chondrichthyes, Chimaeriformes, Callorhinchidae. The coding region runs from base 1 to 2337 and encodes 778 amino acids. The record is from RefSeq and is a predicted model, not a curated record. Gene Ontology annotation, molecular function: protein binding. The transcript has a single exon.
AUGCUCCGCGUGGGGCUGUGGGCUGCCGUGGUUCUGCUGGCCCAGCUCGGAGAGGUCUCUGCCGAUUGCUGGCUGAUUGAGGGUGAGAAGGGAUACGUGUGGUUGGCCAUCUGCAGCCAGAACCAGCCUCCGUACGAGGCCAUCCCGCAGCACAUCAAUAGCACCGUGCAGGACCUGCGGCUCAACGAGAACAAGCUCAAGGUGCUGAUGUGCGGCGCCCUCAGCCGCUUCGGCAACCUGACAGACCUGAACCUCACCAAGAAUGAGAUUGGCUACAUCGAGGACGGGGCCUUUGUGGUGCAGUCUAACCUGCGCACCCUCCAGCUGGGCUACAACAAGCUGACCAACCUGACCGAGAGCAUGCUGCGGGGGUUAGCCAGGCUCGAGUUCCUGUACGUCCAACACAACCUGAUCGAAAGCAUCUCCGUCAACGCCUUCCUAGAGUGUGCGGGGCUGCUGAGCAUCGACCUGUCGGCCAACAAGCUGGCCAAGGUGGAGACGGACACCUUCUCUGGGCUCAGUCUGCUGACGGUGUGUGAGCUGGCCGGCAACCCUUUCCACUGCUCCUGUGAGCUGCUGGGCUUCCUCAGCUGGCUGGCCUUCUUCAACAAUGUCACCAGAACCUAUGACCGGCUACAGUGCGAGACUCCGCCAGAGUUUGCCGGCUUCCCGCUGCUCAGCCCCACGGCUCACGGCCUCCGCAACGCCAUCGGGAUCCUGGGUCCCCUGUGCAAGGACGGCAAGAUGCCCACCGCCCCCUCCUUCCUGAACGGUAGCGACAACGAACUCUCCUCGGGGGGAAACCCCAGCGACUUCUCAUCAGCAGAGCCCGCCAUCACCUAUAUCAACGAUAACCUGAAUGGCCCCAGCAUCAAGCUGCACCAGAUCGGGAUCACAGCGGCCACACUGAUGGUCCACAUCCCCUCGCCCUACAGCAAGAUGUACAUCCUGGUGCAGUACAACAACAGCUUUGUGUCUGACGUCACCACCCUCAACAACAAGAACGAGUACAUCAAGCUGGAGAAGCUGAGAACCCAGACCAACUACACCUUCUGUGUCGCCUCCAUUCAGAAAUCCCAGCGCUUCAACCACACCUGCCUGACCUUCGCCACCAAGCGUCAGGACCCCCGCGGCCCCGUCCCCAACGCCUCCACCACCACCCACUACAUCAUGACCAUUCUGGGCUGCCUGUUCGGCAUGGUCAUCGUGUUGGGCGUGGUCUAUUACUGUCUGCGCAAGCGGAGGAUCCAGGAGGAGAAGCAGAAAUCCAUCAACGUUAAGAAGACCAUCCUGGAGAUGAGGUAUGGGCCGGAGUCGGAGUCCAGCGGGAUGCUCCACUCGCUGCAGAAGCUCCACGAGCAGCCAGGCACCGGCCCCAGACUGUCCACACUGCCCUCCGCCCCGGGCGACAAGGGCACCUUCAAGCCACUGGAGGUGAACGAGACGCCCAAGGGCACCAAGGGCAACUAUAUCGAGGUGCGCACGGCGGAGAGCUCAGAGCACAGGGACGAGGAGACCAGGCAGGCUGAGAACGGCAAUGGACAAGGCUCCUCGGCCGAGAUCUCCACCAUCGCCAAAGAGGUCGACAAAGUCAACCAGCUGAUCAACAACUGCAUCGAUGUCCUGAAGCUGGAUUCGGCCUCGUUCAUAGGCGCAGACUCCGAGGUGUCAAUCGACCGGCAGCUGACGCCCAGCACCUCCAUGUCCCAGUUGGAAAGGCCAGGCCUGCUGUCGCCCAGAUACAAGGAGGGGGCUUACCCCCUGCAGCGACAGAGCAGCGCUGACACCAGCCGGAAGCGCUGCAGCAUCUCCUCCAGUGGCUCUGCCAAGUCCGCCAGGGUCUUCAGCCUGGACCUGCCUGAGCAGCCGGGCAAAGCCGAGGCCAAGUACAUCGAGCAGAGCGUCUCCAGCCCCUCUCCCCUGGAGCGCUUCCCCCUGGUGGGACCCUCUGAUCCCCAUCGCCUGGAGGUGCAGCAAUACCACUGCAGCGAGCACCGGCACUCCUUCCCCGCUCUGUACUACGAGGAACAUGGAGACUCGCUAAGCCACAGGGCCGCCUUGCUCAAGCCUCUCUCCCGAACCAAAAGGGACUCCACCUACUCCCAGCUCUCUCCCCGUCACCACCAGUACUCGGGCUACUCCUCCAGCCCCGAGUACUCCUCGGAGAACACGCACAAGAUUUGGGAGCGAUUCCGCCCCUACAAGAAGCACCCGCGGGAGGAGGUGUACAUGGCUGCCGGCCACGCACUACGUAAAAAGGUCCAGUUUGCUAAAGAUGAGGACUUGCAUGAUAUCUUAGACUACUGGAAGGGCGUCUCCGCUCAGCAGAAGUUGUGACUUGGGCCGAUUUUGACUGGAAUCCAUAUACGUUUACAUACAGAAAAAAAACCCACACACAAACCGAGACAAACACGGA